AUGGCAUCUGCCAAGCGUGAGGCCCUCUCUGCGUGCACGUCGGUGGAAUCCAUGGGUAGUGCGAUGGCUUCAAUGCCCUACUACCUAUCCAAAGGCACCAACGAGCUUGUGGCUUCUUCGGUUGAUGAAGCCGUUUCUGCGCUGAAGUCUGUGCUGUUGAUGACCAUCACAGGCGUUGGGGAGAUCCUCUGGUUUGUCAUAAAUAUGAUGUACUCUACCUACGCCUGUCUUAUUACAAUGGCUGUCCGCGGCACAGUAGGAGCCGGGAUUGAAUUGAUCAAGGAGGCUACUGAGUGGAUCAACAAAACUCUAAAGACAAUCAGCGGUGACAUUGAGAGUACCGUUGAUAAAUACAAAGACGAGCUGAACUCAUUUCUCGAGACAAUCAACAAGGUGGCCAGCGUGUUUUCGGAUGAUCCUAGCCCAAUCAACCUCAACAGUACAAUCAGUACGCUGGAAAAUCUGUCUCUUCCAUCAUCAGUCAACCGCACAGUCGAAAAGCUGGACAAUAUCGUCCUUCCCAACUUCAAAGAGAUCCAGAAUUACACCAAGACUCUCUUUCAAACGCCUUUCCAAGAAGUUAAGGACUUGGUUAAUGAGACUUUGGGUGCUUACAGCUUCGAUCGAUCUGCUCUCCCUGUCCCUGCCAAGAAACAAUUGGCCUUCUGCAACGACAACAAAGGAAUCAACGAUUUCUUCGAUGGCGUUACCGAGAUGGCACUAACAGCACGCAAAAUCUUCAUUGCUGUCCUUAUCGUUGCUGCUAUAUUGGUGUGCAUUCCAAUCGCGUGGCAAGAAAUUCGCCGAUGGCGUUCAAUGAAAGAGCGCUCUCAGUUGGUUCGCAAGGAAGCCCAUGAUCCAAUGGAUGUCGUCUACAUUGUUUCACGACCAUACACCGCUGCUGCGGGUAUCAAGGCAGCAAGCCACUUCAGCAACAGCCGCCGACAGAUUCUCGUGCGAUGGGCCAUUGCCUAUGCCACAUCCUUCCCUGCUCUUUUCGUGCUAGCUCUUGCACUAGCAGCACUAUUCUCUUGUCUGUGCCAAUACCUGCUCCUACACUCAGUGAAGCAAGCUGUUCCCGCAUUAAGUGCCGAAGUGGGAGAAUUUGCAGACAAGGUCGUCGACGCACUAGAAAGUGCCUCAACAGAUUGGGCCACCGACGCCAACAAAGCCAUCAUCAAUCUCGACACUGACCUAAACCACAAUGUCUUUGGCUGGGUCAACAGCAGCACCCAGGCCAUAAACGGAACCUUAAAUUUCUUCAUCUACAACACCUCCAGCGUUCUAAACGAGACUUUCAAAGGCACUCUACUCCAAGAACCCGUUUACGAGUUGUACGAGUGCCUCAUCGGCCUCAAAGCCGAGGCACUCCAAAAGGGUCUGAACUGGGUAGCUGAGCAUGCACACAUCUCCCUUCCCACCCUCCCAAACGACACCUUCUCAGCCGGUGCGUCCUCCAGCAUCAACGAUAGCGCCAACCCCUCCGACAGUUUUCUCGCCGACUCAGGCGACGAAACAGCCAAUAAAAUCACCGAGGUCGUCAACAGCGUUAUCAAGAAACUCGAAGCAGCCCUGCGCAUUGAAGCCAUCAUCGCCACCAUUAUUCUCCUGCUCUGGGUGUUCAUCGCAUUGAUUGGUAUCACUCGCGCCAUGAUGCUUUUCUGGAGUCGCGAGAAGCACCGCGGCGAGGGGGCCAGGGUCAUAUCCUGGAUCCCGUGCCGAAUGGCGGACCACCAGCCCAUGAUCCGAAUGGUUUCACUGAAGUUCCACUUACUGCCAUUCCGAGGACUAUGA
Messenger RNA from Penicillium coprophilum, 1794 nucleotides. It is a transcript of the gene prm1, whose product is annotated as pheromone-regulated protein PRM1. The record is from RefSeq and is a predicted model, not a curated record. NCBI's taxonomy places the organism in Eukaryota, Fungi, Ascomycota, Eurotiomycetes, Eurotiales, Aspergillaceae. Gene Ontology annotation, cellular component: mating projection tip. The coding region runs from base 1 to 1794 and encodes 597 amino acids. The transcript has a single exon.